GGGGAGAGUCUUGACUUGGCAAUAGGAAAGGAAAGCAAUCAAUCAAAGUGUUGGAUUCUUGGGGCAGCAAAGGCAUUUGAGCUGCGCGACGGUGAAUGACAUCGUGAGAAGAAAAGGAAGAAGAAGGCGAUGUUGGGGGAGGCGGAGGCGAGAAUGUGGAGGACGGACGAGGAGUGCACGAUGAGGAGCAGCAGCGGGGCCUCGCCGAUGAGUCCGUACUGCUACGAGCAGGGGAGGCUGAGCGGAGAAAGCUCGCCGAUGAUGAUGUCACCAUGGAACCAAACAACGAAUUCACCCUUCGCCAAGCCUCACUGGUCCUGCCACCAGCAAGACGAGGACAUCCCUCCCAACGCCCUCAUAGGGUCUCUGGUGCGGGAGGAGGGACACAUCUACUCCCUCGCCGCCUCCGGUGACCUCUUGUACACAGGCUCCGACAGCAAGAACAUUCGCGUCUGGAAGAAUCUUCACGAGUACUGCGGCUUCAAGUCCAACAGCGGUUUGGUCAAAACCAUCAUUCUCUCUGCCCACAAAAUCUUCACCGGUCACCAAGACGGCAAAAUCCGCGUCUGGAAGGUUUCCCCCAAGAACCCUAGCGUCCACAAACGCGCUGGCACUUUGCCCACUCUCAAGGAUAUCUUCAAGAGUUCUAUUAAGCCCAGCAACUACGUCGAGGUUCGGCGACACAAAACGGCAUUAUGGAUAAAGCAUUCGGACGCCGUUUCGUGCUUGAGUCUCUCGGACGAUAAAACGUAUCUGUAUUCGGCGUCGUGGGACAGGACGAUAAAGGUGUGGAGGAUAUCGGACUCCAAGUGCCAGGAGUCGAUCCACGCGCACGACGACGCGGUGAACGCGGUGGUGUGCGGCAGCGAGGCGACCAUGUUCUCCGGCUCGGCGGACGGGACGGUGAAGGUGUGGCGGAGGGAGCCGCGGGGGAAGGGGCUGAAGCACGCGCCGGUGAGGACGCUCCUGAAGCAGGAGUGCGCGGUGACGGCGCUGGCGGUGGACGCGACGGGCACCAUGGUGUACUGCGGCGCCUCCGACGGCCUGGUGAACUUCUGGGAGCGCGAGAAGAACUACGCCCACGGCGGCGUCCUGAAGGGCCACAAGCUGGCCGUGCUGUGCCUGACGGCGGCGGGGGCGCUAGUGUUCAGCGGGUCCGCCGACAAGACGAUAUGCGUGUGGAAGAGGGAGGGCGUGAUCCACACGUGCGUGUCGGUGCUGACGGGGCACGACGGCCCCGUGAAGUGCCUGGCCGUGGAGGAGGACCGCGAAGCCACCGCGAGAGGCGACCGGCGAUGGAUUGUGUACAGUGGAAGUUUGGAUAAGUCGGUUAAGGUGUGGAGCGUUUCGGAAACGAUGAACAAUAGCAACCAAAAUAAUAAUCUGGUGCUGCACCACCGCGUGGCUUCCGAUGCGGACUCGUUGCCUUCCGAAUCCGAUAGUAGUUUCUCUUCGGGCCGGCCCAACUGGAAGAACUGAAGGCCCAUUCCGCGGGAUCAUGGUUGUUUCUUUUUGUUUGUGCUCGUUGACUUUGAUUGAUUGAUUGAUUGAUUAUGAUGAUGAAUCGAUUCUGCAAGAUUGGGACAGCCAUGCAUGGUCCAAUUAAUAUCUUUAUAUUUAUAUAUAUUCAUUAUUUGUGUAAUGUAAUGUUGAUAUAUAAUUUGUGUAAGAAUGAAGGCCUUUCUUUGAUUGAGGUUGUUAUACGGUUUCUGUUGUUCAGGCCUGGGUUUCAGAAUCAUAAGGGCUGUUUGAUGGAUUCUGGUUUUCUUCAAUUGAAAAUUGGGUUUUGAGAAUGCAAACAAUUGUGAUUCAUUAAUAUUAUUAUUACCUCUCUUUCA
Cajanus cajan (pigeon pea) is the source of this 1838-nucleotide messenger RNA. RefSeq names its product protein JINGUBANG. NCBI's taxonomy places the organism in Eukaryota, Viridiplantae, Streptophyta, Magnoliopsida, Fabales, Fabaceae. Gene Ontology annotation, molecular function: protein binding. The record is from RefSeq and is a predicted model, not a curated record.